AUGGCCCGUCCUGCUGCCCGCGCCCUGUGCGCCCUGCGUCUCGCACGCCCCGUCGUUCCUCGGCCGGCUCUCUCGCGCACCCCCGUCGCCCCGGUCACCCUCACCCCGGUCACCACCCGCUCGCUCAAGACCAUCGACUUCGCCGGCACCAAGGAGACCGUCUACGAGCGGGCAGACUGGCCGCGCGAGAAGCUUCUGGACUACUUCAAAAAUGACACCCUCGCACUCAUCGGCUACGGCUCGCAGGGCCACGGCCAGGGCCUCAACCUGCGCGACAACGGCCUCAAUGUCAUCGUUGGCGUGCGAAAAGACGGCGCCUCCUGGAAAGAGGCCAUCCAGGAUGGCUGGGUGCCUGGCAAGAACCUCUUUGACGUGCCCGACGCCAUCAAGCGUGGCUCCAUCGUCAUGAACCUGCUCAGCGACGCCGCCCAGAGCGAGACCUGGCCCGCCAUCAAGCCGCUCCUCACCAAGGACAAGACCCUCUACUUCUCCCACGGCUUCUCCCCUGUCUUCAAGGAUCUCACCAAGGUCGACGUCCCCACGGAUAUCGAUGUCAUCCUCGUCGCCCCCAAGGGCUCCGGCCGCACCGUGCGCUCCCUCUUCAAGGAAGGCCGCGGCAUCAACUCCUCCGUCGCCGUCUUCCAGGACGUCUCCGGCAAGGCCAAAGAAAAGGCCGUCGCGCUCGGUGUCGCCGUCGGCUCCGGCUACCUCUACGAAACCACCUUCCAGAAGGAAGUCUACUCGGAUCUCUAUGGUGAGCGCGGCUGUCUUAUGGGUGGCAUCCACGGCAUGUUCCUCGCCCAGUACGAGGUCCUGCGUGAGCGCGGCCACUCCCCCAGCGAGGCCUUCAACGAGACCGUCGAGGAGGCUACCCAGAGUCUGUACCCGCUCAUCGGCGCCAACGGCAUGGACUGGAUGUACGCCGCCUGCUCCACCACUGCCCGCCGCGGCGCCAUCGACUGGAGCGCACGUUUCAAGGACACCCUCAAGCCGCUCUUCAACGACCUCUACGACAGCGUCAAGGAUGGCAGCGAGACCAAGCGCUCCCUCGAGUACAACUCGCAGCCCGACUACCGCCAGAAAUACGAGAAGGAGAUGCAGGAGAUCCGAGACCUCGAGAUCUGGCGCGCUGGCAAGGCCGUCCGCUCACUCCGCCCCGAAAACCAGAAAUGA
Messenger RNA from Ophidiomyces ophidiicola, 1173 nucleotides. It is a transcript of the gene ILV5, whose product is annotated as Bifunctional acetohydroxyacid reductoisomerase. The record is from RefSeq and is a predicted model, not a curated record. NCBI's taxonomy places the organism in Eukaryota, Fungi, Ascomycota, Eurotiomycetes, Onygenales, Onygenaceae. Gene Ontology annotation, cellular component: mitochondrion. Gene Ontology annotation, biological process: L-valine biosynthetic process. Bases 1 to 1173 code for a protein of 390 amino acids. The transcript has 3 exons. Gene Ontology annotation, molecular function: ketol-acid reductoisomerase activity.